AUGGCAUCCAAGAACAGAACCGCGUCCGACACACACGAUGAUCUCGCCCCUCAGCCUUGCAAGAAGAAGACCCGAGUCCACAGCCCCGACAAGACCUCCAACGUCAAUACUGGCAUCUCGAACGACACAAGGUCCCCUGCCAAGGCCGAUGAGAUUACUUUGCCCCGUCAGAUGAAGGACCACCCCAAGCAGGGCUACAAGAGAGAUGACUCCAAUAUCCCAGAGAACCGAGGCCAGCUAGAAUUCACCACCUCGGGUUCGUCCAAGCCCAACAAUGAGAUUCUGCCAAGCAUCGUCGACGAUGUUGCCUACGAUGCAGAUGAUGAGAGCGACAUCAAGUUCAUUAAUGCCGAAACUUACUACCAGUUUGAGAGGGCUCAGCGCAUGAUGAUGUACCGCUGCAACCAGGUCGAGAUUGACCUCGGUCACCAGUCGCCAUCAACAGAGGCGUCUGGCUCUUCUAUGGAGUGGGAGCCUCUUCAAAGCCGUCUGGAGACGAUUCCAGAAGAAGAUUCGGAGCUUUCUUCAUCUUCAGUGGCAGACGAAUGGGUCUGGCCUGAACGAGUCGACAUAUCCGAGGGUCUUGAUUUUCACUUCAACUAG
Molecule: messenger RNA, 603 nt
Organism: Colletotrichum fioriniae
Lineage: Eukaryota; Fungi; Ascomycota; Sordariomycetes; Glomerellales; Glomerellaceae
Source: RefSeq, a predicted model, not a curated record